This is a messenger RNA of Gloeophyllum trabeum ATCC 11539, 474 nucleotides long. RefSeq lists its product as uncharacterized. Lineage: Eukaryota; Fungi; Basidiomycota; Agaricomycetes; Gloeophyllales; Gloeophyllaceae. Bases 1 to 474 code for a protein of 157 amino acids. The record is from RefSeq and is a predicted model, not a curated record. The transcript is spliced from 2 exons.
AUGGCUCCCCACUCCCCGCAAUCCGAACGACCACAGCAAUGGCUCUUGACCAGCACGCACCCGCAAGUGAGUGUUUUGCGGCUACGAAACUAUGUUCCUAAGCAGCCUGUAGUGAAGGUUGGCGGUCGCCGCCUCUCCCUCAAUUCAAAUACGAACAGACCUAGGCUGCGGAAGACUUCCGCCAGCGAACCUAUAGAUCCAGGGGUAACGACCCACGACCCACCCGCUGACUAUCCUCGGCCAAAUGGCCAGUCUGGUGACCACGACGGCGCCCAUCACCAUAAUGAAGAGGAGAUUCCUCGGCGUGAGAAGAGGCAAGGGCAUAACAAUACCGAAAAAGAACUGAAGAUACGCGAAAACGCCCGCAGAAAGGCAGAAAUGAACAGACCCAGCAAGGACAUUGGCUUUGGCGGGAAGGACGGCGCGAGGGGCGGCAGAAUUGCACAACCUGCGGGGAAGGGUGUGGCGAUUUGA